Messenger RNA from Drosophila ficusphila, 2969 nucleotides. It is a transcript of the gene Sec63, whose product is annotated as translocation protein SEC63 homolog. Gene Ontology annotation, biological process: SRP-dependent cotranslational protein targeting to membrane; post-translational protein targeting to endoplasmic reticulum membrane. The record is from RefSeq and is a predicted model, not a curated record. The coding region runs from base 334 to 2607 and encodes 757 amino acids. Lineage: Eukaryota; Metazoa; Arthropoda; Insecta; Diptera; Drosophilidae. Gene Ontology annotation, cellular component: Sec62/Sec63 complex. The transcript has 4 exons. Gene Ontology annotation, molecular function: RNA binding; transmembrane protein transporter activity.
GACUCCGAUUCCAGUUCCAGCACGAGCCAAACAACCCUACGUGUCAGUCUCAUGCGUCGGUGUAAAUACAGAGUUUUUUAAAUCUGCGGCGUGCAAUUCUCGCCAAAUCUCGCAGCAGCAACAGCGCCAACCCCGCCCCCUUGACCGGCCGCCUCCUCGACGGCGACCAUUGAUCGAAAUUCGACGGGGGACCAGCUAUUAAAGCGAUAACUUCACUCCGACAGCAACAUCAGCUGGAGCCGUCGGAGAAAAAGUGCAAGGGAAAGCGGAAAGGAAAGGCCAGUGCCAGUGCCAGACAAACUACUAUAUAUAUUAUAGUCGUCGCUAUCGGAGAUGGCGGGUCAAAAGUUCCAGUACGAUGAGAGUGGCGGAACGUUUUACUACUUUGUGUUAUCGUUUCUGGCGCUAAUAUUGAUACCGACCACAAUUUACUAUUGGCCACGUAAAAAGAAAGAAGAUCACGGCAAGCUAAAGGAGGAAUGCCAGUGCGCCGACUGCCUCAAAAAGAAGACCAUCCUGGCGAAUGCCGAGCCGUACAGAGCGCUGACCUCAUGGACCAUCAAGCUGACCAUCGUGCUGGGCUGGGCCCUGCUGCUCUUCCUCACGUACCGCGUCUCGCAGUUCGACUACGAGAUGGCCAGCUUCGAUCCCUUCGCGAUCCUGAACGUGCCGCCGACCUCGUCGCAGGCGGAGAUCAAGAAGGCCUACUACCGGCUGUCGAAGGUCCUGCAUCCGGACAAGGAGACUGGUGACGAAAAGUCCUUCAUGAUGCUGAGCAAGGCCUAUCAGGCCCUCACUGACGACGUGGCCAAGGAGAACUACGAGAAGUACGGCAAUCCCGAUGGCCCGGGUGCCAUGUCCUUCGGCAUCGCCCUGCCCUCCUGGAUUGUCGAGAAGGAGAACAGCGUUUGGGUCCUGGGCCUGUACGGGCUGGUCUUCAUGGUGGCCAUGCCCUCGGCGGUGGGCGUUUGGUGGUACCGAUCCAUUCGCUUCAGCGGCGACAAGGUCCUGCUGGACACCACCCAAAUGUACUUCUACUUCAUCCACAAGACGCCGCACAUGCUGCUCAAGCGGGCACUCAUGGUCCUGGCGGCCAGUUUGGAGUUCGACAAGCGGCACAACUCGCAGGUGCAGGAGCGGCAGUCUGACAACGACGAGGUGCCAGCGCUCAUCCGGCAGUUGCCCAAUCUGAACGAGAAGUGCAAGGAGCACCCGCUCUGCCGCAUGUACUCCAUCAAGGCCCGCGCCAUUCUGCACGCCCACCUGGGCCGAAUGCCCCUGAACCCCGAAACGCUGGAGCGCGACCGCCAGUUCAUCGUGAAGAAGUGCCCGUACCUGGUGCAGGAAAUGGUCUCGUGCGUCCACCAACUGGUCAUGAUGGCCUACGCGCGGCGAGUGCCCCGCCUGCCCAGCAUCGAAACGAUCGAGAACUGCAUGAAGAUGUCGCCGAUGAUCAUCCAGGGCCUGUGGGAGUUCAAGUCGCCGCUGCUGCAGCUGCCGCACCUCACCGAGGACCACCUGUACUUCAUGAACAAGAAGCGGCACGUGAAGAACCUGCAGCAGUUCGCCCAACUGAAGCCGGAGGAGAGCCGCCAGCUGCUGAAGAACCUCUCGGACUUCGAGUACGAGAACACCAUGAAGGUGCUGGGCAAGAUGCCGCUGAUCGACUUCUCCAUUCGCUGCGAGGUGAUCGACGACGAGAACACCAAUGUGGUGACAGCCGGUGCAAUAGUUACGGUCACGGUUACGCUGGAGCGCAAGGACAUGAAGACGCUGUUCGGGGACACCAAGGCGCCCGAGAAGCAGGGCAUCAAGGACGAGGCCAACGAAGAGGCUGCUGGCGACGAGGAUGAAGCUGCGGCCGCAGCCGCCGCCGCUGUGCCGGCCAAGAAGGCCUCCGCCUGGGCAAAGCCACGCAAGGGAGGCAAGGGCAAGGGUGGCAAGAAGCCGGCCCAGAAUCAGAAGAACCAGAAGAAGGCCUCCGCCAAGGCGGCGCCCACGUCCACAACGGCAGCGGCUUCGGAGGAUCAGGCGACGAAUAACUCGGACGCCGAGUCGGAGGGCGGCAAUGCGGAGGGCAGCGACGUGGACUCGGCCGCCGGCAGUGGCAGCGAGGACGAGGAGAAGGGCAAGAACAACUCCUCGCUGGACGACGACGACGACGAGGAGUGGGAGCGACUGCAGGCCAAGCUCAACAAGCGGGAGCGCCUCGAGGGCAAGUCCCGGCUGUCGCACACCGUCCACUGCCCCUACUUCCCCGAGGAGAAGCAGGAGUACUGGUGGACCUACAUCUGCGACCGCAAGUCGCGCACCCUCCUCACGGCGCCCUACCACGUGACCAAUCUGGUCGAGAAGGAGGAGAUCCAGCUCAAGUUCACCGCGCCACGCUGGCCCGGCGUCUACACCUUCACCGUCUGCCUGAGAUCGGACUCCUAUCUGGGCAUGGACCAGCAGCAGGAGCUGAAGUUGGAUGUGCAAAAGGCGCCCGCACCACCGACGGAUCAUCCCCAGUGGGAUCUCAGCGAAUCGGAGCCGGAGCACAACGACCAGCAGGAGAACCUUAGUGACUACACCACAGACACGUCCGACGAGGAGGACAGCGACUAGAUGCGGAUACAGAUACGCAUUCGGAUCCGGAUCGAUUGAUCGACGGAAGGAUAUGGACGUCCCGCCCAAACCCCAAUCAACCUCAACCUCCUCUCUACUUCUCUGGGACGACGGAAGAAAGGCCUCCUUGUUUUCCUUUUAGUAAAUGAGUUUCGCGUGGCGGAGGAGGCACCCCAAUGCGACCCUUCCUUCGCAUUUUUACUAGUUUUGUAAUGGAAAAGACCCCGAACUAGUGCGUAAAUAACUAUAACUUCAUUUUACCGUGUACUGUACUAAACAUAAUUAUAACGUACUGUAUAUUUAAUUAUUUGGAUACAAGAACUAAAAGUGAGACACGUAAAUACAAAAGUCUAUUGAUAUUA